GACGUCUCUCUGCUGUGCUAUUCUAACUGGAACCCGUUCGGAAGCAGAGGGGUAUCGCGCUCAUGUCUCCUCGGCCCCUCAAGCUCUGGUUUGAAAGGAAUAACUUUUAUCUCUGACAACCCGCUGUCGCUGUGUUGCUGCACAGCAGGCAGGAUGUCUCGUUUGUGGUUUCAUGCGGCGGGCGUCCUCUGGUUUGUCUCGGGGAGCCUGGGCGGCGCGUCCCGGCUGUACACGGAGGAUGACCCGCUGGUGAUCCUGGGCAGCAGCAGCCUGAAGCCCACCAUCAGUAACUCGUCCUCGGCCUGGCUGGUUCAGUUCUACUCCUCUUGGUGCGGACACUGUAUCCAUUACUCCAGCACAUGGAAGGUGCUGGCCCAGGACGUGAAAGACUGGCAGGACGCCAUCGGUGUUGCCGUGUUGGACUGCGCUCAGGAGGAAAACUUUGACGUCUGCAGAGACUACAACAUCCAGUUCUACCCGACCUUCAAAUACUUUCGGGCUCACAGUUCUCCCGGAGAAAAAGGGACGGCAUACAGAGGUGCAGACAGGGAGGUCCAGUCCAUGCGUCGGCUGAUGGUGAACAUCCUGCAGAACCACACCAGACAGGAGUGGCCCCAACGCUGCCCUUCACUAGAGCCGUACAGCUCUGCUGAACUCCUCCCCCUCCUCGGUCAAAAGUCAGACCACUACACCGCCGUAUUCGUGGAGGAGCCGGAUUCGUACGUCGGACGGGAGGUGAUCCUGGACCUGCUGCUUUACUCAGGUGUGCAAGUAAAAAGAGCUCUGAGCUCUGAUCUCCCCCUACUGGACGCUUUGAAGGUCACAUCUUUCCCCUCCGUCUACCUGCUGCACCCCAACGGGACGCAUGCACACCUGCACAGCGAGAAGAAGCUCCGCUUCUUCUUCUCUUCCCUCCUGAGGACGCUGCCUGGAGUUCAGCGCCGCAGCAGUUCAGCAGUUGCCCAUGUGGGGGCGCCGUCGGGCAAACAGGACUCCGAACCCUGGAGGGAUUUUAACAGGUUCCAGGUGUACACAGCUGAUCUGGAGUCAGCGCUUCACUACCUGCUGAGGGUGGAACUCGCCUCUCACAGCAUGUUGGAGGGAGAGAAGCUAAAAGUCUUCAAGGACUUGGUCACUUUGGUUUCCAAGCUGUACCCAGGUGGAGGCUCAGUGGUGAAGCUGAUGGAGACGCUUUCUGAUUGGCUGCUCAGUCUGCCAUUACAGCGAAUCCCCUACCAGGCCGUUCUGGACCUGGUGAACAACAAGAUGAGGAUUGCGGGCGUGUUUUUGGGGGAGGAGCUACGCUGGGUUGGCUGCCAGGGCAGCAGGCCGGGUCUCAGAGGUUACCCGUGUUCCCUCUGGACUCUGUUUCACGUUCUGACCGUGCAGCACGACGCCAUGCCCAACGCGCUGGACAACACAGGUCUGGAGGUCGAGGCUGCGCCGGUGCUCCAGGUGAUGCGCAGUUACAUCCGGACUUUCUUUGGCUGCCAGGAGUGCAGUCGCCACUUUGAGCAGGCAGUGGCCGCCGGCAUUCACGAGGUGAAGAGUGCAGAGCAGCAGAUCGUGUGGCUGUGGAACCAGCACAACCGGGUCAACGCGCGGCUGGCAGGCUCCUUGAGCGAUGAUCCCCUCUUUCCUAAAGCUCAGUGGCCGAGCCCCUCCCUCUGCGCCUCCUGCCACGAAGAGAGAAACGGGGUCCACGAGUGGAACCUGGACAAUGUUCUUCACUUUCUCCGACACCACUACAGUGCCUCCAACCUGUCCCCCAAGUACUCCCUGACUCCCCCGCGUGUCCCCGCUCCUUCUUUUGAUCUCCUUCCCACCAGCGAGUCAAAGGUGGAAGACCGCGGAGGAGAAGGGGGGGGAAUGAAAGCCGAGGAGCAGCCAGAGCCUCAACCAGCACAGCACAGCCCGAGGCCGGCGCUGAAGGCUUUAGAGAUGGGGGAGGCGGAAGGCCGGGGGGUGUGGAUUCUGGGCAUGGGCUUCAACAGCGUGGACAUGAGUCUGUGCGUGGUGCUCUACGUCUGCUCCUGCCUCUUCCUCAUGCUGCUCUUCUUCUUCUUCAAGGUUCGUUCCAGGAGGUGGAAGCUCCGACAUUCCCGCUUCCAUGUGUGACCCAGUCCAGAUCGUUUGCCUGACCCGGUUCUGAACGAAGCUAGCAGAGCCACCAUGGAUGCUCAGCGUUCAAAAGCAAAGGAAUCUCAGUGCUUUUUCACAAAAGUGAAAAAUCUGGACCAGACUGCACUCUGAAUCAGAACCAGGACUUUUUUCAUUUUUUAGAUUCAAACGGGACGCUCUGAUCCGGCCUAGGAAGAGUCACGAGUUGAACUCUUUAAACUGGACUGCAUAUCCCAGAAUCCCUCUGGAGGGACGUGAAGGGGUAACUGGCAGGAAAAUAAACUGGAUCCGAGAGCCCGAGGUCACUUUGUGCCAAACCUGCUGACACACCUGUCGUCUCAUGCCCCGCCCCCUUCUGCACAAAAACAGUGUUUGUGUUUACAACUGUGUGAGGAACCACAUUGAGCAAAUUAAGAAACUCAGAUCAGGAAAGAUUAUUUUUAAUCCAGGCUCGGAUGAAAAGAUGGGUUACUCUAGAUUAAAAGUAAAGUUGAAGUCAUAGGUUAAUUGUGUUGGGCUGGUGGUGAUUAUAGAUGAAUCCAUCCCAGCGUCUGAAAAGGACGAGGGGGAGGAUACCCCUCCUCUUCUUUUCAGAAAAAAGAUGAAGUACAAAUAUUUUUCUAUCAGGUACAGUUGCAGGAUUUAAGAGAGACAACAGCAGGAGUGAGUUCAAAAAUACAAGGAAAAUAGGCUAAAACAAUGUGAAAGUAAUUACUAUUUUUUAUCUUUGAAAUUUAUUUAUUAAAUAAAAAUGCGACCAAGAUGUGCCGGUAGUUUUGAUAUUUAUUUUUUACCUUAGCUUUAGUUCUUUGUGGAUUUCCCACCUGGGUCAAACUGUUUUAUUUUCCCUUUUAUCAAUCACUCAAUAGGACUCUUCCUGUACUUUUGUGUUUCAUUAAUGCUGUUCUGUUUGGAGGAACGGUUUCAAACCUGUAAAUGUGUGUGAAUAAAUCCUGUUGCCGGAG
This is a messenger RNA of Oryzias latipes (Japanese medaka), 3086 nucleotides long. RefSeq names its product quiescin Q6 sulfhydryl oxidase 2 (gene qsox2). Gene Ontology annotation, biological process: protein folding. NCBI's taxonomy places the organism in Eukaryota, Metazoa, Chordata, Actinopteri, Beloniformes, Adrianichthyidae. The record is from RefSeq and is a predicted model, not a curated record. Gene Ontology annotation, cellular component: Golgi membrane. Gene Ontology annotation, molecular function: flavin-dependent sulfhydryl oxidase activity; protein disulfide isomerase activity.